Pyricularia pennisetigena is the source of this 924-nucleotide messenger RNA. RefSeq lists its product as uncharacterized. The coding region runs from base 1 to 924 and encodes 307 amino acids. Lineage: Eukaryota; Fungi; Ascomycota; Sordariomycetes; Magnaporthales; Pyriculariaceae. The record is from RefSeq and is a predicted model, not a curated record. Gene Ontology annotation, molecular function: oxidoreductase activity. The transcript has 5 exons.
AUGUUCUUCAAGCGGUUUGCCGUAUUGGCUCUGACACUACCAGUGUCCGCCCUCUUGUCCAGCAACGGCACAUGCAGGCCCGACAAUGUCAAGACCAUUGUUGAGUGGGCCAACAUGGCGGACGCUGAUAAGCAGUCCUACCUGAAAGCAGUCAAGUGUCUCAUGGAGCGCCCUGGUCAGACGGGUAUCAAUGGUACCGUCACAAGGUUUGACGACAUGCACGCCAUGCAUCAGGUGCAGGCAAAGAUCAUUCAUCUUGUGGCCCAGUUCUUGCCGUUUCACCGUCUCUAUAUCCAUGUGUAUAUGGAGCUCUUGAAAGACGAGUGCGGCUACACAGGACCGACACCCAGCUGGUGGGAUGAGACUCGCGACGCUGGCAACUUCCCGGCCUCGCCUCUCCUGGAUCCCAAGACGGGAUUCGGUGGGAACGGGGUUGGUCCAAACAACUGCGUCAUGGACGGUCCUUUCGCCAACACCACUCUUCGCAUCGGUCCGGGCCAGACGGUGACGGAGCACUGCUUGUCCCGCAAAAUCAACCAGUUCAACAGCACCCUCGGCAACGAAACCUACGUGGAGGCAGCCCACAACAAGACCACCUACCUCGACUUCUGGGAGUUGACCGGCUUUACCACCCACGGCGCUGGUCACAGUGGAAUCGGCGGAGUUAUGGAGGAUAUCGAUGCCAGCCCCGGAGACCCGCUCUUCUACCUGCACCACGCCUUUGUCGACCGUCUCUGGUGGAACUGGCAGAUGGCAGACCCUGCCAAUCGCCUGUACCAGCUGGGAGGCCCUUCGACGCAGAAGGGAACCGAUCAGACGACUCUGGACUACGUCAUGACCACCUACGAGAUUCGCCCGAACGUCACCGUCGGACAAGUCAUGGACAUCCAGGGCGAUUAUCUCUGCUACCAGUAUGACUACUAA